This is a messenger RNA of Gastrolobium bilobum, 2477 nucleotides long. RefSeq lists its product as uncharacterized. The transcript has 3 exons. Lineage: Eukaryota; Viridiplantae; Streptophyta; Magnoliopsida; Fabales; Fabaceae. The record is from RefSeq and is a predicted model, not a curated record. Bases 225 to 1961 code for a protein of 578 amino acids.
AGGGGUUUUUCAAUUACUCUCUGGGGCAGAUAUCAUUCCCAUUUGUUUCAUUGCAGGACGUGGCUUCUACCAUGGUUUUUGAUAUAACCCUUCUCAUUCUGUGGGAUUUUCUGGGAGAAUUCACAUAACCCCACUACGAGGUUGCUCCAAAAAUUCCAAUUUUUUAAAGGUUUAAUAGGAAACCUAGUUAUUGUUGUUGUUGUUGUUGAUUUAUUGUGGAAGCCAUGCCUGUGGUAUUGGAUAUAAGCUCCGAUGAAGAAAAGGGUUCGGAGGAGGGGUCUAAAAGCACUGACUUUGAUUGGAUCAAAGAGUUUCUUUUUAUGUCUGAUGAAGAAUCAGGUGAUUCUGACGAUGUUGUCUUCGUCCAUGAGAACAAACCUGAGUUGAAGUCAAAGUCUUCCACUUUGGCUGCGAAAGAUGAUGAUGAUGAUGAUGAUUGCGUGGUUCUAGAGGGUGACCCAGAAAAAGGUGUUGUUUCUGUGGAUGAGGAUGCAACUGGGUCGGACGAGUUGCGUGUAGUUGGGGAGAAGGGUCAGAUUGCAUGUAGAGACUAUCCUCAUCCCCGACAUCUUUGUGUUAAAUUUCCUUUCUCUUCCACCCCACAUGAGAGACACUGUGGCCAGUGCCACUGUUAUGUCUGUGACUCCCUAGCACCAUGUCUAAUGUGGGGCACUGGCAUUUUGAGUUCAGAUCAUUGUCAUGCAAAUGAUAAAACUGACCUGUGGAACAUUCAGAGGAAAAGUUUCAAGCCGGGCCAGAGUUUGGCAUUACUUGCAACUAACUAUGAUGCUUCACUUGGUGCAAUACAUGCCCAGUGUACCGAAAUUACGCCUGUUGAUAUUAUUCACUUGUCUCCAAAUUCUGUGUUACAGAAUCAAGCAUCCAGAUCAACUGCAACGCGUACUUGCUCCUCACUCAAUUCCAUCCCUCAAAAGCAGCCCUCUAUGCCAACGAUAACAUGUUCCGUCCCCCCCUUACUGAAUUCUAGUUUGCAGAAUCAGGUCUCUAGACCAAUUAACAUCCGUGUAGGUUCUGCAGCCACCAACUUAACAAUCCCAAAUGGUGCAAACCAUGGUGGAUUUCAUAAACCAGGACCUACUUGGGUGAGAAACAGAUACCGGUCUCACUCUGUACCAAGGCAGUUGCUGGGUGUACGUGGGCAUGCCAUCCAAAGGGAGCGAGGAAGCGGUGCAAGCGUAUUAGGGCCUGAUUUCCUUCGUCCUCAUAUAAUGUCCAAGGGGGUAGGCAGUGCCAGGAACACUCAGACAGUGAAUCAUUCGUCUGAUGGUUCAUCUGGCUGCAGCAAUCAUGUUAAUGCAACACAGCAAUGUGACAAAUAUCAUACCACAACAGGAUUCUCAAAUCACAGAAAUCGCAAUGGGCCGGAUGAUGUUUUUCAUUCUGUAAAUUCAUCAUUUUACUCACAUCCAAGGUCUGAUCCAGCGAGCCCAAGUUGUGUUGACCAGCAUGCUGGGGCAUCUGAAACCAAAGCAUAUAGCCAGCCAUUGUCCCAAUCAAAUUAUAGCCAGGAUUUAUAUCAAACUUGUAUUCAGGGUAAUGAUGCUCCUUCAAGUUAUGUGGCAUGCCUGAAUACCAAUCAGCAUGGAAAUGAGCAACAAAUCAGAAGUCAAAAUGAAAAUGCUAGUGGAAAUAUUACAGAAUGUGGAAUUGCAAGUGGAGAUACUUGCCAAACAAAACCACAUGAAGAGGGUCCAAGUGAAAAUGCUGGAAAAUUUUCAGCUUUUGACUCAAGUUGGACAGAGAAUAUCAGUCAAAGUAUUGAACCUCUAAUUGAAUGUUCUCCUCUACAAAGCUCAGGAUCUAUAAACCAACCACCCAUUAUCAAGGAGCCGGGUACUCAGUUUGCUGGAAGCAUUGAACCUCUAAUUGAAUGUUCUCAUUCACCCGGUUCACUUGUUGAUAUUGAAAACUGGCUUUUGGAUGAGGACUCUUUAUGGUAACAGAAGAUGUUUUGCCAUCUGAACUGAAUAUACCAUCUCCUGAUCUUGGCUUAGUUGAUACAGGCAUGCUUUUAUCUCAACUAAUAUUGAAUGAGUUCAGGUGACAAGCCAAGAGCUCUGGUACUUAUUGCUGUCUUCAAUGGAAGUGUUCAGGAUUGGCUAACAGAUGAAUGAUGCUACAUGAUAUUUAUGACUUGCUCAGUUCUGAGUAAUAUAUGGCAUGUUUCAUUUUGAGGCUCAUCAACAUGUGUUAAGAGCUGAACAUGUUAGAUGUUCCCUAAUCCCCAUGGUUGAUGAUAAGUUAGAUGCAUAGUGCUAUUGCUAGCAUAGCCUAAUUUAGUUUUGCUUUAUUUCGUUGUAUGUAGUCAAAGACCAGUCCUUGCUUUUUUGCCUAGCACCAUCCCAUUGGGGUAAUGGGGUAAUGGAUGUAAGAAUAGGAACAAAGCGAGUUAGACUAGCACAAAUAGUUGAGGAGUGUUUUUUUUCCAAUUAUGUAGAGUUUCCUAUUUAUCUAAA